GGUUAGAUGUGGGGCAACGCCGCCGAUAGCCGUGACAUGUCAGGAGCGUUUGGUAGAUAACUCCAUGACAUUUGAAACAUGUGGCUCAAACCCGAAGAGAUUCUGCUGAAAAACGCCUUUAAACUAUGGGUCACCGAGAAGGAUAAUGAGUAUUUCGUACUGCAACGGAGACGAGGGUACGGAGAAGGUGGUGGCGGUCUGACAGGCCUCCUUGUGGGGACUCUGGAUACUGUGCUGGACUCCACAUCCAAAGUUGCUCCCUACCGUAUUCUUCACCACACACCAGACUCACAAGUGUACUGGUCAAUAGCAUGUGGGGUCACCAAAGAGGAGAUUGUUCAGCACUGGGACUGGCUGCAGCAGAACAUCAUGAGGACACUCUCUGUUUUUGACUCCAGUGAAGACAUCACCAGCUUUGUACAAGGGAAAAUUAGAGGUCUUAUUGCUGAGGAAGGGAAGACGUCCCUGGUGCUGGAAGACGAUCCUGAGAAGUUCCGAGAAGCACUUUUGAGGUUUGAGAAAUGGUUUGAGCUGCCGCCUGAGGAAAAGCUGGUCACAUAUUACUCAUGCAGCUACUGGAAAGGCAAAGUGCCCUGCCAGGGCUGGCUCUACCUCAGCACUAACUUCCUGUGCUUCUAUUCAUACCUGCUGGGAGCUGAGGUGAAACUGAUCAUCUCCUGGGACGAGAUCUGGAGGCUGGAGAAAACCUCUAACGUAAUUCUGACUGAGAGCAUCCACGUCUUGGCUCAUGGAGAGGAUCACUACUUCUCCAUGCUGCUGCACCUUACUGAAACCUUUGUUAUCAUGGAACAGCUGGCUGACUACGCUAUCAAGCGCCUUUUUGACAAAGAGGCCUUCCAGGGACAGCCAGCGCUCUCCGACCCCCUGCAAAUUACCAAGAGAGGCCUAGAAGCUCAUGCAAAGAGUGCGCAGUUCCGGACGUUUUUCAGGCUUCCCAAGGAGGAGAACCUUUUAGAGGUGCAUGAGAGCUUCCUGUGGGUGCCCUUCAGCCACUUUAACACGCUGGGCAAGAUCUGUCUGUCUGAGAACUACCUGUGUUUCGCCAGUCAGGAUGGAAGCCAGUGUCAUGUCAUCAUUCCAAUGCGAGAGGUCGUGAAUGUAGAGAAGCCAGACUCCAGCAGCAGGGCUUUAACGGUGUGUGUGCGUGGCAAGAGGGCGCUGCGUUUCUCUGAGGUGCGGGAUUACCAGCGGCUUGCCAGCACAAUUCGCAGCAGGUGUGGCAUUAGUGCCAGCCCUCAGCACUCUGCUUCAUCAGAGACCAUACGAGGCGAAUGCCAGUCGCUCAUCAACCACUUCGAGGACAAUCCGGAGGAUGUAACUCUGAUGGUGGGACAGAAAGACAGCAGCAAGGCUGUAAGCACCGAGGCUCUCAUGACAGUUUUCCACCCCCAGGAUGUUGAAAACCUUGACCCCAAAAUGCUUAAGGAAAAGAUGAAGGAGCAGUCUUGGAACAUCCAUUUCUCUGAAUAUGGACGUGGCACGAGCAUGUUCUUCACCAGGAAGACACGAGACUUGAUUGUUCGCGGUGUUCCCGAGGCCUUAAGGGGAGAGCUGUGGAUGCUUUUUUCAGGAGCUGUGAACGAUAUGGCCACUCACCCCGGCUAUUACACUGAGCUGGUUGAACAGUCUCUGGGCACAAGCACUCUGGCAACAGAUGAGAUUGAAAGAGACUUACACCGCUCUCUGCCAGAGCACCCUGCCUUUCAGAGUGACACUGGAAUCUCAGCUCUACGCAGAGUCCUCACUGCCUACGCCUACAGGAACCCUAAAAUCGGAUACUGCCAGGCCAUGAACAUCCUCACCUCUGUUCUCCUGCUCUACGCGAAAGAAGAGGAGGCUUUCUGGCUCUUGGUGGCCGUCUGUGAGAGGUUGUUGCCGGAUUACUUUAACCGUCGAAUUAUUGGUGCUUUGGUCGACCAGGCGGUGUUCGAGGAUCUGAUUCGAGAAAACCUCCCCCAGCUGGUGGAGCACAUGACAGACCUGAGUUUCUUCUCGUCCGUGUCUUUGUCCUGGUUUCUCACUCUCUUCAUCAGUGUCCUGCCCAUAGAGAGCGCUGUGAACGUGGUGGACUGUUUCUUCUACGACGGCAUAAAAGCUAUCCUGCAGCUCGGCCUGGCCGUGCUGGACUACAACAUGGAGGCUCUGAUCAGCUGCCACGACGACGCAGAGGCCGUCACCAUCCUCAACAAAUUCUUCGACAGCGUGACAAACAAAGACAGCCCAUUACCUCCAACUGUGCAGCAGGCUUCAGUGGGCAAUAAUGAUAAAGCAUCCCACGUGAAUGUAGAUAUCAGUGAACUGAUCCGAGAGGCCUACGAGAAAUAUGGAAACAUCCGUUCAGAGGAAGUCGAGAGCUCACGAAAGAGGAACAAACUGUAUGUGAUCCAAACACUGGAGGAUACAACCAGGCAAAAUGUUAUUCGGGUGGUGUCCCAAGAGGUCAGAUUCAGUGCCUCGCAUCUUGAUGAGCUUUAUAAUUUAUUCAAAAGGCAGCACUUCCUCAGCUGCUAUUGGACAAUGCAGAGUCCAGCUCUUCUCCAUCACGACCCCAGCCUGGCCUAUUUGGAGCAGUACCAGUUGGGUUUCCAACAAUUCAGUGUGCUCUUCUCCCUCCUGGAGCCCUGGGCUUUCUGCACCACCAAGAGCACCCUCUCCCUCUGGGUCUUCCGCCUGAUAGAUGAGAACCAGGACGGCCUUGUCAACUUUAAAGAGUUCUGCUGUGCCCUUGAUACUUUGUACAGUGGAUCUUUCACAGAUAAGCUGAAAUUCCUGUUCAAGCUGCACCUGCCACCAGCUUUCACAGGUAGCCCUUUGCGCUUAAAGGAACAAAGAAUCCAGCACUUUAAUCCAGUGACUGAAGACUCUUCUCACUUGAGUAGACUCACUGCAUUUGAUCUUCCAGAAGAUGGCGUGAUAAGGAAAAGCCCAGAAAGAGGCAGAGGAAAGGUGGACCUGCAGGCCUACCUGAAACAAUGGCAAAAUGAGAUACUUAAGAAAGAGGAAACCAUCAAAGACCUACCCCGUAUUAAUCAGAGUCAGUUUAUCCAGUUCUCCAAGACCCUGUACAACAUUUUUCAUGGCGAUCCAGAGGAGGAACCUUUGUACCGAGCCGUGGCCCACGUGACCAGCCUUCUCCUGAGGAUGGAGGAGGUGGGACGGAGGCUGCAGGAGCCGAGCAGCCCGCCCGAGCCCACGAAGCCUACCGGCACCUCUGCUGCGGAGGAGUCUUCAACCGAAGAAGCUUCCAGCACCCCGGAGAGCUCCGACACCUCCAGCUCCCACAACAGUCAGGACGCAGGGCCCGAUCUCUCGGAGGUGGAGUGGUCGUUCUCGUUCGAGCAGGUUCUGGCGUCUCUGCUCAACGAGCCGGCCAUAGUCAGCUUUUUUGAAAGGCCUGUUGACAUUCAGGCUAAACUGGGACAAGCUAAGGUUGCCCAGCUGAAGCUAAAGGCUAAUAAGUGAAAGGAGACAUAGGUGAAUAAAUACUUUGCUUCUGAUUCAAACUUAGAGGUCACCGUGAAUUUCCUUUUUCUUGGAUAGAGCAGUGGGGUUUUGGCGAGGCAGACAGUAAGAUUGCUGGUGAAGAGGAGAAGAUUUCAAAAUCUGGGAUGCUAUGCGUGUGUGUGCGUGUGUGUGUGUGGCUUGGAUGAGGCGCAACAUCUUUAUGACACUGUGGUGAGAUGUCCACUGACCAAAACCUUCAGUGUAUUUUUGGGAUGAGCCUCGUUGCAGACACAUUGUAGGCUGUUGUUUCCUCAAAUCUAAUUAUGCAUUUUCAGCCUCACUGAUGAAAUUCAUCCUGUCAUGUAGCCUCAGAUUCUUCAGAUUUUAACAGUAGUUUAAAAUAUUUUCCCCCUGUAUGCCAUGGAGCACACACACGGAAGUUUUAUAUUGUAUAAGGCACAUUCAGUCCUGUCCUCUGUAUUUAGAAACGUGACAGAAGAGUUUGUCCCUCCCAGCGUUAUUGACGUCAUGCUGAAAUACACCUCCAUAACCAAUGAGUCAGACAAAAUGACUGAGAGUCCACAGGAAGAUUCUCUGUCUCGAUGUCCUUAUAUGUUUUAUCUUUCAGAUGACUACUCGCUGCUGCAAAGCGAAACAUCCAGUAAAUGCUAAUGCGUCCUGUGACUUCAGUGUCUCCUGGUGAGCGUGUCCUCUAAAUGUCAGCUUCUUGUGAGAAACACCAGCUUUUCAGUUGAUCCAGGCGCAGAAUAAACCGUAGUACGGACAGUGAGGACGAGCUGUUGUGUUGUCCCCUGAAGCCAUGAACCUGAUUUCAGAGAUCUUAGAGAGAUCUGAGCGGAGAUGUCGGAUGGAUUUUAUUGAGAGCAGAAAAGAUUCCAUUAUGGUAUUAUGCGUUUGCAAUAACAGUAGAGACUGCUGUACCGCCACUGCACACUGUCAUCUGUCUCCUACGUCCAACGGCAGCACAAGUAGAAACAGUACUAUAGCACGACUUCAAGUAUAUAUCGUACUUGAUACCAGGAUCUGUAGAGGUAAACUAGUUUGAAUUCUACAGUGCUGCUUCAGGGAGACCACCUGUGCUGUGUCCUCUGACACUGUCUAGAAAAAGUGCUGUGUGUGAGUGAUUGAUGUGCCGUUUGCUUAUAUAUGUUUUACUGUAAACGUAGGGUGUUAUGCUCUAGCAUAGGUUCAGCAUUUUGUACAUAAAGGUCGGCUCAGUAGUUGUUUGAUUAUUGUAUUUAUGGGGCUUGUAUUGAAAAUGUAAUAUAUGAGCUAGUGGACUGUUGUGGACACAACUUAAACCUUUUGAAGGACAUUUAGUUUUAUCAAAUCUCAGGGUGCAAUUUGUGUAAAAUAAAAAGGGAGAAAAGGGAUAUUUUCUUCUUUAUAUGACCUGGGACAUAUAAAGUAUAUGACUGAGUUAUACAUAGCCUACAUCUUGUCAGUAACAAAUAUAGAGCAUGUGUAGCAUAGUUACAGGAUUUGCCACAUUAUGCUAGCCUUCAACAAAGAGCAAUUAUUACUGCUCGCUACAGAAAGCCAGAUUUGUCUUUCAGUAUUUCGGUUGUCGUUUUCUUCUGAUCUGUGCAUCUUCUGCUUCUUUCCUUUGUUUUUUUUUUUUUUUGUUGCUUCUGUCUCAGUGAAUAAUUUGCACAGUUGUUGCUUGGAUUCACAAGACGUAGAUAUAUGCCUGUAUCUUGGCCAGAUCUCAGAGAUGUUGGAUUCCAAAAGGUCAUGAGCGCUUCAGCUGCGGCAUGUUAUCUCCAGGGGCCAAAUUUGCAAAUUUAUAGAGCUUUAUCUCUGCUUGUGUCGGAGGAGGAAAAAAAAAGUGUUUUAGAAGCUUCUUAAGUGCAAGUGCAAUUCUCUGUUUGCUAUAUCUUUAUUAUUUUGCCAUUUGCUAGGAACAUGUUAUUUUCUUAAUGAAGUGCAUAUUUUUUCACUUAAGACCAAUCUCUAGUUUAUUUCAUCGUGUAAUUGUAGGGUUAAUUGACAUAGAGUAGAUUGUUGAAGUGAGUUGUACGUACACAUUUCAGUUCUCAUUGGAACUGAAAAAAAAAAUCGUUUACAGUAAGAAAAACAGUAACAAUUGUUACUGUUUAUAUGACUAAUGUUAAAAAAAAAAAAAAAAAAAAUUCACCUCUUUCAUCUUU
This is a messenger RNA of Toxotes jaculatrix (banded archerfish), 5636 nucleotides long. It is a transcript of the gene tbc1d8b, whose product is annotated as TBC1 domain family member 8B. The record is from RefSeq and is a predicted model, not a curated record. The transcript has 21 exons. Gene Ontology annotation, molecular function: calcium ion binding. The coding region runs from base 79 to 3483 and encodes 1134 amino acids. NCBI's taxonomy places the organism in Eukaryota, Metazoa, Chordata, Actinopteri, Toxotidae.